AUGGAUACUAUACUGGACGAUGGGGAAAAUGAGAAACACAUGUGUUCCGAAGAUACUUCAGGUUAUAAAGGCAAAGAUUGGGGGGAAGAAGAGAAGAAGUUAUGCAAAAUUCUAUUAAGAAUAUUCUUCUGGAUGGAUGGAUUAAAGCAAAAAUGGGAACCAGGAAAAGGAUACGGCAGUGGGUACUUCGGAUGGAUAAAGAGCACGGACCAAACAUCAGAAGAGGGGAAAGUGAAAUCCUAUUAUAGGUGCUUACUUGGGAAAGUGACCAUGUUAAAUAUGUUAGGAAAACAUUGUGCUAUGGAAAAAGUAGCAAAAGUGGUUAAAAAUAAAAUGGGAGCUUUUAGGGUAAGUAUGAUUCACGAUGAGGGGAAUCAAUUAUGUAAGAAUGUGAAUGUUAAGGAUUUCAUGUGGGGGAGAAGAUUAAUAUGGGAGCAGGUUAAGGAAUGGAUAGAUAAAUAUAAGCGGGACGGAACUAGUAGAGAAUCAUUAGCUAAGGCAUUAAGUGCAGUAACGCCCAAGAAUAGUCUACUGCACAGAAUAAAGGAAGAGGGGGAGGAAAAAUGCCCAGGAGGGAAGAAAAAAGAGAAUAUUAGUAAGGAAAUCUUACAAAAUUUAGAAAUGGCAAUCACCGCAGAGGAUGACGUGGAUAUAAAUGAAGACAGUGAACCUCUAGACAAGGGUGUUCUGGACAAAGUACUGGAAGAGGUCCAGAAAGUGGUCGAUACCGAUAGAACACGAAGAAAACAGGACCACAAUGAAGAGGAAUUGAAGGGAGAAGUACACGCAGCCGUAAAAAGAGUCACACAGAAGUACGAAACACCACCACAACAAGGUGGUGAAUGUAAAGAAGGUGCCCCAUGCACACGCCCACAAUGUAUAGCAAAUAAAUGGGUAAAGAACAGAACGUCGAACGAAAAUGAGCCACCCUGGGGAAAUUUUUGGACAGACAUCGAAACUGAAUUAGAGAAUCUUCUUAAAGAAAUACCUCAGAAGAAGGGACAUGUUGAAAAAUACUGUAAUAACGAUAAAUGGGAAAUGAAUGCAAAUGGAGAAGCGAAGAAGGCAGCAUGCAAGCUUAUUGCUGCAGGAUUACAUCAUAUGUACAGCAUUCAGCUCUCCUUUGAUCAAAGUAGUGAGAAGAAUCCCUUUGAUAAUCAAGAAUUUAAGCAAUUUGCUUCAUGCCUUCUGUUAAAAGAUCUCGCAGAACAAAUGGAAAAAACGUGCCCUCAUUCGAAGGCAGGCAUAAAACAGGCCUUCCAUUCUUGGCAACAAAUUAAAACAACUGUGUGCACAAAACCUCCAUGUGUUGAAUGUAAAAUGGACGACACCUAUGGAAAUUGUCAAUUGAAAAAAGACAAUGGUACUACAGUAGAAAAGAAAUUAGAGGAGGUGUUCAAUAAGAAAAAUUCGGAAGUAAUCAUUGCUCUGAAUGAAAUAGACCCUAUCUGUACAACAGCCAAACCUGCCCCUGCCUCCCAAACACCAGAUAAAUCCAGUACGAAGGAUCCAAUGGAUGCAGAAGAAAAAAAGUUCAUAGAUAAGUUGUCAGAGGAAACGGUGGAUGAAAGUUAUAUAAAUGAGUUCGCCAGUGCAUGUGAAAAGGAAAGCAAAGGAAUGGAUGGAUUGAAGGGGGACGUGUCAGAGGACGACAAGAAGUUCUGUAGAGUUCUGUUAAGAAAUUAUAUAAUAACAACAAUAAAGGACGAUAACGAUAUAUUAGGAAUAAAGAACGCAAAUAGUUGGACUAUUGAUCAAACUACACGAUGUAAAAUUUUAAAUCCAUGGUUAAAACACUAUGGCGAACAGAAGUGUGAUCCAGGCGAAAUGUAUGAAUAUAUUAAAAAAAAAGUGGAGGGGUUGAUACAGUACACGCCGUUGAAUAGAUCUUAUAAGAAGUGUGAGUACAGGGUAGAUAAUGAUACCCAUAGUAACGGAAUAGACCCAUCCCCUAAUAGCAAAGAAGAACAAUGGAAGGAAGAAAUACAUAACGGAAUAAAGAACAUGAAUUUAGAGAAUAGCUGUGGUCAAACCAUAUAUGGAUCAGAUACGAAGGACACUGCCAAGAAUGGAAAACCUGAUUCUUAUAAUGUCGAUGAUAAAAGUGAAGCGGGUGGCAGUGCCCCCGCCGCACGGGAUGAGGAAAGUGGUGGUUCUGGUGCGGGCGAUGAGCUCAGCGCUCCCUCAAAAGGUGGUCCCCUUUCUGUUCCUGCCUCAGAUAAGGGUGCGCGGGUUUCCAGGUCCAGUCCUGGCACCACUAUCGCUCAACCAGUUGUUACCAACAAGGACAACCCGGUCCUUUCUUACCUCCCUCUUGCUCCUAUCACCAUUGGAAUCAUAACCUUGACCUACUUAUUUUGGAAGUACUUUGGAAUACUUGGUAAGAUAAGACGACGUUACCGAAGAGCUUAUCAAGUACGUGGUCCAACUGUGGAAGGACAACCUCUUGAUCAUGUGGACCAGGAUGGUGAUCCACAUGCAUAUACCAUAGUAAAGGAACGAAAACCUAGUUCUACGCCUAUAAAAAGGAGGAACAAACGGGGCGUUGAUCACCGUGCCGGUCGUCGUCGUGGUGUACGUCGCCGCAUGAUUAUUGAUAUUCAUUUAGAAGUCUUAGACGAAUGUCAAAAAGGGGCCACACAAUCGGUUCAGAACGACUUUUUUGAAAUUUUGGUUCGAGAAUUUAUGGGAUGUGAGUUCAUAAAAGGACAAAAUGUUCCUAUGGAACAGGUUCUAAAUUCAGAUCUCGGGUUUUAG
This is a messenger RNA of Plasmodium coatneyi, 2757 nucleotides long. Its product is annotated as SICA antigen. The transcript has 5 exons. The record is from RefSeq and is a predicted model, not a curated record. Bases 1 to 2757 code for a protein of 918 amino acids. Lineage: Eukaryota; Apicomplexa; Aconoidasida; Haemosporida; Plasmodiidae.